Nematolebias whitei (Rio pearlfish) is the source of this 1483-nucleotide messenger RNA. RefSeq names its product homeobox protein orthopedia. The coding region runs from base 32 to 1009 and encodes 325 amino acids. The record is from RefSeq and is a predicted model, not a curated record. The transcript is spliced from 3 exons. Gene Ontology annotation, molecular function: DNA-binding transcription factor activity, RNA polymerase II-specific; DNA binding. NCBI's taxonomy places the organism in Eukaryota, Metazoa, Chordata, Actinopteri, Cyprinodontiformes, Rivulidae. Gene Ontology annotation, biological process: regulation of DNA-templated transcription; neuron differentiation.
GCACAUUCCGUUCGCCCUGGAGCGGUACGCCAUGCUCUCUCACGCCGACCUCCUGGAUGCUCGGCUCGGUGAGUUAUCAUCACUAAACUCCGGCCCUAAACUCCAGUGGAUGAAGGAUGCUGCGGAGCUACUCGGACACAGAGAAGCUCUCAAGUGUCGGCUGGGAGGUGGGGUUCCUGAGCAGGGCCAUCCGGGAGACAUGGCGCCGGGUUCGGACUCCGUGGAGGGAGCCACUCUCCUGCCGGGUGAAGACAUCACCGCCGUGGGCUCCAACUCCAGCCUGCCGGUGAACGGGAAGGAGCAGGAGAAGCAGCAGCAGCAGCAGCCGCAGCAGCAGAGCUCCGGACAGAGCGCGAGCCAGCAGAAACAGAAGCGGCACAGGACGCGCUUCACGCCGGCGCAGCUCAACGAGCUCGAGCGCAGCUUCGCCAAAACCCACUACCCAGACAUCUUCAUGAGGGAGGAGCUGGCACUGAGGAUCGGUCUCACCGAAUCCAGAGUUCAGGUCUGGUUCCAGAACCGACGCGCCAAGUGGAAGAAAAGGAAGAAGACCACCAACGUGUUCCGCGCCCCCGGCACGCUGCUCCCCACACCCGGCCUGCCACAGUUCUCAGCCGCGGCCGCCAUGGAGAACAGCCUGUGCUCGUUCCACGCCAACGACUCGCGCUGGGCCACGGGGAUGCCCGGAGUGUCGCAGCUGCAGCUGCCGCCGGCCCUGGGCCGCCAGCCGGGCAUGGCGCAGUCUCUGUCACAGUGCAGCCUGGGUCCGGGCCCGCCGCCGAACUCCAUGGGUCUCUCCAACGGCCUGUCCUCCAACGGCUCCGGCCUGCAGUCCCACCUCUAUCAGUCGCCUUUCCCGGGAAUGUCGGCGUCCCUCUCCGGCCCCACGAACGUAUCGGGCUCCCCGCAGCUGUGUAGCUCCCCGGACAGUGACAUGUGGAGAGGGACAAGCAUUGCGUCACUCAGGCGCAAAGCGCUGGAGCACACAGUGUCCAUGAGCUUCACUUAGUGACUCUUCACCUCACCGCACCCACCCCCCACCCCCACCCCCGUUUUACUCCUGCUGUUUAGAUCAAAACCAGAGAGAGACUUGAGAGAAUGGAGUCCAAUGUGACCGAAUACAAAAUAACAAGACGAAACUGGUGGACAGAAGAAGCUGUUAUUUCAAAUGAUGAACUCUUGAAGAUAAAUACUGAUGUAAUGAUCUCUAGAUUAUAGGUCCUAUUUACUGGGAGCCAAACAAUUGUUGUAUUUAUGUUUUCAUGGACGUGUCUUUACGCACACGUUCUUGUACGCAGGUGACGUUGUUAUGUCGAGCGGUUAUUUCUGAGUCUGGACUUUGGUGACAGUCCACCACACCGACAGUGAGCCUCCUGAACUGGGUCCCAGGGUUAAAACUACACGAGAAAGAGAUGAAGACUGAUUUUACACACUCAGUCUGAGACGUGGGCAUAAAUCAAGGUGCAGAAAAAUACAUAAAUAA